Molecule: messenger RNA, 2619 nt
Organism: Beauveria bassiana ARSEF 2860
Lineage: Eukaryota; Fungi; Ascomycota; Sordariomycetes; Hypocreales; Cordycipitaceae
Exons: 1
Coding region: 1-2619 (872 amino acids)
Source: RefSeq, a predicted model, not a curated record
AUGGGACUGCUAUCAGAUGCGCUGCGACCGCGGCAGCAACAACAACAAUUGCCAGUGUACCAACCGCCCGGCUCCCCGUCGAAAGAACGCUUCUCCGACGACGAAGAUGACUACUACUACUCCGACGAAGAUGACAGCCCUUCGUCGUCGUCACGGCCGAGCCACUCCGGCUACAGCUCGCGGAGCGUCUCAGACACAAUGGGCAGCAGUGGCGGCGCCGCGCUGCUCUUGCCGAAGAGGCCCAAGAACACGUCAUUCACUGGAUAUUUCAGCAGAUUCCGCUUUCGGCUGCCGACAAAAGUGACGCGCUAUGUGCUGCUCGUAGUCAUGGGCACCACGCUGCUCUUCAUCUUCUCGUUGGUACGGGCCAGCCAGGUGGAGAACUGGAAAGUCGUUAACGGCGAAGUCCCGACACGGCCAGCACCUCCGCCGGCGUGGGAGAAGUUUCCUUUCUUGGAGCGGUACUAUGGCGGGAUCAGGACGUUGAUGCCGCUCAACGAAAGCGAGCCAGAGUACCCUCGCGAGAACGAACCUGUUUCUCUGGGUGGCCCCGGUUCUGGAGAGGAAGUCGAUGAGAAUGAGGGAAGAUCCGAGACAAAGCCCGAUGAGAGGGUAGAGACGAUCGAUAAGAAGGCGGUGCCUCCGAGCUCGGCUUGGAGCAACUAUCGCCAUCGGUCGGUAGAGGCCAAUGUAAAGGAGUGCUUCAUUGAUACAGCGAAUCAGAUUCGGGUUCCCGAGCUCCGUUACUACACCGGUCGACCCCAUGGCUUCCCAAAUCACAUUGGCGGCUCUUACGAGUUACUUAACCUGCCAGAAGACAUUUGCUUUGAGCGAUAUGGCCGCUAUGGUCCCUAUGGCUUUGGCUACUCCUCUCGUAUGGGUGGUCUCGGUACCGGCGAGCAUAGCGAAAAUGAAGGAGCCGAGCUCGUCUGGGAUAGCAGACCGCAUGUUAACUUCGGAGAGGUGGAUUGGGCAGAUGCCCAGCGUCGCUGCUUGCAACUCAACGCUCACAGAUUCAAGGCAGUACCGACAAGAAAGGCCGGUCCUCAGGGUUUCAUCAAUGCCGUGCCCGAGACUGAUAAUAAGCAAAAGCGUGAAGAGACUGCGGCUGACGCGCCGCCUUCAUCUGUAAAGGAGGACGGUAAGGCAACGGCUGAAGCUACUGAGACUGCGAGCAGUGGCGGUCUUACGAAGACGGGACGAACCGCUAUUGUCUUCCGCUGCUGGGACGAAUUCUUCUUCCGCGAGGACGACAUUGCCAACCUGAGAUCCAUGAUUAUCGAGCUCUCUCUCGGCUCUGGCGGUAGAUACGACGUGCACCUCCUGGUUCAGGUCAGGAAUGAUGCUGCCCACCCCGUCUGGGCGGACCAAGAAGUCUACGAGAAGCGAAUCCGUGAUGUCAUUCCCAAAGAGUUCCAGGGCCUUGUUACGUUAUGGACUGAAACACAAAUGCUCUCACUCUACCAGGGCAUUCACGACAAGUGGACGGUCGGACCCGACCACUCGGUCCACGGCUCCUACCGCGGACUUGUCAUGGCCAUGCAGCACUUUGCCUACCUGCACCCCGAGUAUGACCACUUUUGGCACUGGGAGAUGGAUGUUCGCUACACCGGCCACUACUACGACCUGCUGACCAAGAUUGAGUCGUGGGCCAAGGAGCAGCCGCGAAAAGGUCUUUGGGAGCGCAACGCACGAUUCUACGUUCCCGCGACGCACGGCUCGUGGGACGAUUUCAAGCACCUCGCGCGCGUGCAGACCGAGACAGGUACGCUCUCGGCGGAUAAUGUCUGGAGUAACCUGCCCAACCUGGACGAGGACGAGCCGCAGCGGGCCCGCAAAGGCGACCGGUCCGUCUGGGGCCCGGUGCGGCCCGCCGACGAGAACGACUGGUUCGAGUACGACGACGACCCGGUGCCGCCGACGACGUACGAGAGCGACAAGUACCAAUGGGGCGUCGGCGAGGAGGCCGACUACAUUACGCUCAACCCCAUAUUCAACCCCGAGGGCACGACGUGGGGCCUGCGCGACGACAUUACCGGCUUCAACGAGUCACAGUCGCCGCCGCCGCGCCGCGCGAGCAUCAUUACGACGUCGCGCAUGAGCCGCCGGCUGCUGCUGUCAAUGCACCGCGCGACGACGCUUAAAAAACAGUUUGCCUUUGCCGAGAUGUGGCCGGCGACGACGGCGCUGCACCACGGAUACAAGGCCGUCUUCGCGCCGCAUCCGCUCUUUGUAGACCGCCGCUGGCCCGUCGAGUACCUGGCCGGCACGCUCAACGCGGGCCGCAACGGCGCCGCGGGCGGCGCCCGCGCCAGCGUCUACGGCGCGCGCGAGCACAACCUCCGCGGUCUCUCGUGGUUCUACAACACGGGCUUCGCGCCCAACCUGUACCGUCGCUGGCUCGGCCUCCGCGUCAACAAUGACGGCGGCGACGCGUUUGAGAAGACGGAGGACAAGAGCAGGCUGGGUACCGGCGCCGGCGUCGGCGGCAUGCCGGGUGGAGAGGGGCGCAUGUGCCUCCCGCCGAUGCUGCUGCACCCGAUCAAGGAGGUUGAGCUCGCGGUCGAGGCGCCCCCAGAAGAAGGCGAGAAGGCGCCAGAGUCGGAUCCUACAGCGUAA